Messenger RNA from Strongyloides ratti, 4242 nucleotides. RefSeq names its product Kinesin-like protein KIF21B. The coding region runs from base 1 to 4242 and encodes 1413 amino acids. Gene Ontology annotation, biological process: microtubule-based movement; mitotic spindle organization. Gene Ontology annotation, molecular function: microtubule binding; microtubule motor activity; ATP binding. The record is from RefSeq and is a predicted model, not a curated record. Lineage: Eukaryota; Metazoa; Nematoda; Chromadorea; Rhabditida; Strongyloididae. The transcript is spliced from 2 exons.
AUGAUUUCUGAUGAUAAAGUUAAAGUUGUUGUCCGUGUUCGACCUCAAAAUAAAUUGAAAGAAUCAAGUUAUAAUGUUGUAACAGAAGUGGUGGAUGAAUAUAAUCAAGUAAAAAUUCCCAUCGAUAAGACUUAUACUUUUGAUAAAGUCUUUGACAUUACAUCUGAACAAAUUCAACUUUUUGAUUUUUGUGCACUUCCAUUAAUUAAUAGUGCUUUUAAUGGAUACAAUGCUACUAUUCUUGCUUAUGGUCAGACUGGUGCUGGUAAAACUUUUACUAUGGGUACCUCAUACGAUCCAGAAAAACAUACAGAUGAUGAUGUUUUAGGGGUGAUUCCUCGUUCAAUUAACUAUUUCUUUGAUGCAAUAAAAACUAGACAAGAACAAGCUGGAGAAGAAGGUCUAACCCCACCUGUAUUUGAAGUUUCAACUUCAUUUAUGGAAUUAUAUAACGAAGAAGUUUACGAUCUUUUAUCAACAGACAAAGCUUCAACGGCAGACGGAAAACUAAGGAUAGUUGAAGAUGAAAAAGAAGGUAUUAUAGUUAAGGGCUUGGUUAGAAAAGUAGUAAAAGAUGCAUCUGAUACAUUUAGGAUGCUUGAUGCAGGAACUGUAAAACGAUCUGUAGCUGCUACUGAGAUGAAUGCCGAAUCUUCCCGUUCUCAUGCUAUUUUUACUUUGUAUAUUUCUCAGACAAGAGAAAUUAUUGCUGCUGUCACGGAAGAUAGCGACACGAAACCAGAAAAAAUAAUGGAAACAUUAACGGCAAAAUUUCAUUUCGUUGAUUUGGCAGGUUCUGAGAGACUCAAGCGAACUAAAGCCGAGGGCAAUACAGCAAAGGAAGGGAUAUCAAUUAACAGUGGAUUAAUGUACCUUGGAAACGUAAUAUCUGCACUUGGUAGCAAUGCUUCAUUUAUUCCUUACCGUGAUUCUAAAUUAACACGACUUCUUCAAGACUCUUUAGGGGGGAAUUCUAAGACACUUAUGAUCGCCUGCAUUUCACCAAAUGAUGCAGAUCUUUUGGAGACAACUUCAACAUUAAACUAUGCUGAUAGAGCUAAAAAAAUCAAAAAUAAAGUAACUGUAAAUCAAGGUGGUGACAAGAAACUAAGAGAAUUACAAGCUGAAAAUGCUAGGCUUCGAGACGAAUUAAGUAAAUUUAAAAAUGGUGAAAUCACUUGUAAUGAAGCUGAGAAUGUUAGAAGAAAUGAUUUAGAACAUGAAAAUGAAAUGCUUUUACAAGAAAAUCGUCAAUUGCUAGGAAAAUUAAAAGCUUCUGAAGGUGUUACGAGUUUACUUAAUGAAAAGAAUAGCCGAUUAAUGAAAGAGUUGUAUGAUUUAAAAAAACGUAAAGAAAAUGGUGAGGAGUGUUCAGAUGGUAUGGAAGAUGAUAGUAUUGAUAUUUUUAAGCAUGCUCAAGAUGCAGAAACACGGAUGCUUGAGUUAAGUGAAAUAGUAUCACAACUUCGUAAAGAAAAUCAAAGAUUAAGGGUUGCCCGUGGAAUAUAUUCUGAAACCGAAAUGUGUUCUAAUACCGAAAUUACUGAAGCACAAACAAAAGCAAUACUUGCAAAACUAAAACAACAAGUUGCUGAGAAAGAACAUAUAAUAAAUUCUUCACGUGGUGGAUCUGUUUCUAAAGAUUGUGAAAUGUCAAGUAGUUGUUCUGACAUGAAAUACAUGGAUAAUGACGAUGGAAACACAACCGCUGAAGAUGAAGAUAUUGAAGAAUAUGAUUAUAAUGAACAUAAUAUGACAAGAUCUCAAGAAGACAGAGAAGAGGCUGUUGAAAAUAUGACAGAACAAUAUCAAGAUAUGCUCACAGACAUUGAUGUUAAACGGAUUAUUAUUGAACAAUUGGAAAGAAAACAAUUAGAUCAACAAAGAAUAAAAGAUAAAUAUGAACAAAAAAUACAAAUAUUCCAGGAAAAUAUUCGCAAGUUAGAAGAAAAUUUAAGAAAUGAAAAAUUAAAGAUUGAUUCUAAGAAAGGUUCAAUUAGCGCAGAUGAAAUAAAGAAAUAUCAACAACGACUUCAAGAAAAAGAAAAAGAGAUUCGCGAAGAGAAAAGUAGUUUAAAGAAAUAUGAACGAGAAUUGAAAAAAGUUCACCAAGAAAAAGAACGUAUUGCAAAUGAGCUUGGAAGAGUGCAACAAAAUGUUGAAGCUUUAAAGCGUGAAAAAGUCUUAUUGUCACAAAAAAUUAAAGAAGAAGGUGCUGAAAGGAAGAAAGAAAGAAUGGAAAAUCAAAAGAAAUUUGCCACAUAUGAAAAAGAAAAAAGGAAAAAAGAAAUUGAAAUGAAAAAUCUUCAAAGAGAGAUGGAGAAGAAGGAUGCUGUACUACGAAGAAAACAAGAAGAAGCUUCAGCUCUCAAGCAAAAAAAUAUUCUUUUUGAAAAGAAACAAAGAGAGGCAAAGAUGCAGAAAAAUGUUUCUGACAAAAUAUUAGCAACAAAAAUUGCCAAUCGAAAAGGUAGACUUAGUGCUGCAUUUUCUCCAAUAAAUAUUGACAUGUCUUGGACAAAACUUCAAAAAAUAUUAGUAAAAGAAAUAGAAACAUCUACUGUUUCUGAACAAAUAACAGAAAGAAUAAAUACAUUGUUAGAAGAAAGAAGUCAACUUAUGGUUAAAAUCGAAGCUGCUCAGAGACUUAUUGAAAAAGCUCCAACAAAGUUGGCUCGAGAUAUUGCUAAAAGAGAUAUUGUACAACUACGUCAAAAAUAUGCAUACUUAUCAGAUUUAAUUGUAGAUAAUCAAAAUCAAAUAUAUGAAAUGGAAAAUGUUCAAAUGGCAAAUAUUUCUGAAUUAGAUAAUUGUAAAGAUGGUGAAGUUUCAAACUUAAAAGAAUUAGCCAUAUUAUCAAUUAAUAAAUGUAGUAAUAUUGAUGAAGCAAAAUAUUUACUUCAAAAAUUAGUUGAGUUUUGCAUUAGUACUGGAAUUGCUGAGAAAAAAGCUUCUAAAGAAGUUAAAGAACAACAAAUUCUUUUAAAUGAAACACAUGUAAUUUAUGGAAAUGACUAUGAAAAGGCUGAAGAUGCCGAAAAUCCAACUUUGUUUUCAUGUUCAUCUGAUUCAAAUGGUUCAAAUUUAAAACUUUUGAGCAGAGAUAGUUCUUUAAAGAAAAGUAGAAGGAGAACCGCGAUAAGCAAAGAUCUACUUGAAAGUAUGUCUUCAUUUGGAAAUAAUGAAGAAAAUGUAAAUGAUUUCCUAACAUUAUCUGAUGAUGAAGAAAAUCAAGAACAAUAUAAAUUAACACUUAAAGAUACUUAUCAAGCAUCAAAUGCCAGUAUUUAUAGUAUGGAUGUUAAAUAUGGAAAAGCUCUUCUUGGUUUAAGAGAUUUAACAGCUUUAGUUGUUGAUGUUGAAUCACAAAAAGAAGUUAGACGGUUAAAGUAUCAUCAAAAUACUGUAUUAUGUGCUAAAAUACAUCCAAUGUAUAGUAACUUUUAUGCUACAACAGCAAAUGAAAAUAUAUACAUAUGGGAUUAUAGAUCAGAAAGAAUUGUUGCUUGUUUAGUUUCAAAUGGUACAAGAGACGAACUUAAAAUUCAUAAAAGAGCACGUGAAAAAGAUAUGACAACAAAUUUAAAUGCUGCUUACAGUGUUCAAUUUGAUCCAACUGGAAAUUUCUUAUUAUCAAGUGAUGGAGAAGCUAUUCGUGUUUGGGAUAUUAAUACAUUUAGAUGCCUAUCUGUACUUAGAAGUUCCAUUGCUAUUGGAAAUUCAGCAAAAGAUCAUGUUGUUAAUAUUGAAUCACAUAUUUUAGAAAAUGAUACAGAUAUAAUUAGAGUAUAUAGUGGAUCAAUGGAAGGUAAUAUGUAUGCUUAUGAUUUCAACAAACAUACCGGUAUUUCAAACAAUAAAUAUUGGGAAUUUCAACCUCAUCAUACAGAUGCAGUGGCUGGAUUGGUAUAUACUUCUCAAGGAAUAUAUACAGCAUCUAGAGAUAAUUCUAUAUGCUGUUAUUCUCCAUUAGAUUUUAUUCGAAAUUCAGUUCGUGUUGGUGUUCAUCAAGGUUAUCUUCGUAAAAUGCAUCUUCAUACAAAUAAUAAUAUAAAUACUUUACUAACAUUAGAUAAAAAAGGAAUUAUCAAAACAUGGAAUAUUUCAGAUAAUAAGAAGAUACUUGAUGGUUCUUCGACAAAGAAUGGGGAUAACAUUGUUAAUUGCUUAUCUUCAUAUAAAAAUCUUGUAAUUGGUGGUACAACCAAUGGAAUAUUGGAAUAUUAUUCUAUAAACAUAUAA